Messenger RNA from Thamnophis sirtalis, 1701 nucleotides. RefSeq names its product keratin, type II cytoskeletal 7-like. NCBI's taxonomy places the organism in Eukaryota, Metazoa, Chordata, Lepidosauria, Squamata, Natricidae. Gene Ontology annotation, biological process: intermediate filament organization; keratinization. Gene Ontology annotation, cellular component: keratin filament. Gene Ontology annotation, molecular function: structural constituent of skin epidermis. The record is from RefSeq and is a predicted model, not a curated record.
AUGAGAGGCCAAUAUGGUAGCAGGAGCCUCCAUAACUAUGGUGGAGUUACAAGGAUUUCCUAUGGAUCUGGCUAUGGAGGGGGCAUCUGCGGGGGAUAUGGUGGUGGCUAUGGAGGAAUUGGUGGUGGCUAUGGUGGAAUAGGAGGCAGCUGUGGAGGAAUAGGAGGUGGUUAUGGGGGAAUAGGAGGUGGUUACGGAGGAAUAGGAGGUGGUUACGGAGGAAGAGGAGGUAGUUAUGGAGGAAUAGGAGGUGGUUAUGGAGGAAUAGGAGGUGGGUUAGGUGGUAGAGGACUUGGCGGCCAUGGAUCUGGAGGUAUUGGUAGUGUCCAAGUAGAUCCAAAUCUUCUGCAACCGGUCCGGGUAGAAAUUGACCCCCAAAUACAGCACGUAAAAAAUCAAGAGAAAGAGCAGAUCAAAGUACUCAACAACCAGUUUGCUUCCUUCAUCGACAAGGUUCGCUUUCUGGAGCAACAAAACAAAGUAUUGCAAACCAAAUGGCAAAUCCUACAACAGCAAACACAAGGCAUUGGCCCAACUAUGAAUUUGGAUGCCCAGUUCCAGCAGUUCCUGAAUAGCUUGAGGAAUCAGAUUGAAAAUAUCCGCAGCCAGAAGGCACAGCUGACAACAGAGCUCCAAAGUAUGCAGCAUUAUGUGGAAGACUUCAAGAACAAGUAUGAAGAGGAGAUCAACAGGCGCACAACGGCUGAGAAUGAUUUUGUUGUGCUGAAAAAGGAUGUGGAUUGUUCCUAUUUGUCCAAGAGUAACUUGGAAGCAAGAGUUGGUGCUUUGGCUGAGCAGAUUAACUUCCUGAGAAAAAUCUUUGAUGUGGAAAUCUCUCAGUACCAGACUGGAGGCCAAGACACCUCAGUAGUAGUGAGCAUGGAUAAUAAUACCCACUUGAAUUUGGAAGGUAUUAUUGAUGAAGUAAGGAGCCAGUAUGAAGAGAUUGCUCGCAGCAGCCGAGCUGAAGCUGAGGCUUGGUAUCACUCCCAGUUUGAAGCGCUGCAGCACACAGCAGGACGACAUGGUGACAAUCUGCGCAACACCAGGCAGGAGAUUCAAGAGUUGACUAGGAACAUCCAGAGACUGCGUUCAGAACUUGAGCAUGUCAAGAAGCAGUAUGCUAAAUUGCAGUCUGACAUUGCCGAAGCUGAGGAACGUGGUGAACUGGCUCUCCGAGAUGCUAAGCAAAAACUGCAUGACUUGGAAUGUGCCUUGGCGAAAGACAAGGAAGAGCUGGCUCGCCUCCUGAAAGAGUACCAAGAUCUGCUGAACAUCAAGCUUGCUCUGGACAUCGAAAUUGCCAUGUAUAGGAAACUGCUGGAAGGAGAAGAGAGCAGGCUCUGUGGCUCAGGAUCUCCAGUCCAUGUCUCUGUGCGGGGUGGUAGCUACGGUGGUGGCAUUGGAGGUGGCAUCGGUGGCGGCAGUGGCAUUGGCGGUGGCUUUGGCGGCGGCAUUGGUGGUGGAAUAGGAGGUGGCAUUUGUGGUGGCAUUGGAAGUGGUGUUGGCGGUGGCAUCGGCGGAGGUAGCUGUGGCUACGGAAGUGGAGGCUACGGUGGCAUUAUAAGUGGUGGAGGGGCUGGCGGCUCUGUCUGUGGAGGAGGAGGUGGAUUCUCUCAUGGCUCAGGAAGUGGUUCCGGCACUGUCAUCCGAAGAACCACCACAUCCAGCUCGUGCACCAAAUCAAGUGGAAGAUAUUAG